CCUCUGAUAAUCGAGUCAAAUAGCUUCCGAAAAAGGAGUUUCUUAUCGAGACUCAUUCAAUAUCUUUCAUCGCCAUGUCCGUCGACCAAGUCUUUCAGUCAUGGUACAAGGGCGAUAAUGCAAAUAAAACGGAUAUAGCGCAAGAGGCGUUCAAGUCGGUUAAGAAACACUUCGAACAGAGCAACUCGUUAAGCAGUGACGAGAGGGCUCUUCUGGGGAAGAAGUCGUCGUUACAGGACGUUGAAAGGGCAGUUAGCGAUGCUUUCGCAAAGUACGAAGCUAAGAGCGAAGCCUCCAAAACACGGAAAUGGCUUCUGAAAGCUUCUGAAUCAAUAUGCCAUUAUGGCCAAGUACUCGAUGUCUUUGUUCAACAUCAUCCCGAAUACGUUUCCUUGGCCUGGGGACUAAUGAAGGUGAUGUUUAUCAGCGUGGUCAAUCACGGCGAGACGCUCAAAUUACUGUCAAAAUCGCUUUUUGAGGUGGCCCAGCGUCUUCCACGAAUCGAACAUCUAUCUACCCUGUAUCCGACCAAGAACAUGAAGCUAGCCAUUGAAAGCCUCUACUCUUGUAUCAUGGAGUUCUUACUUAUAGCUCACUCAUGGUGCAAUGAGUCAAAGUUCCGACACAUUUAUCACAGCUUCACAAGACCACAUGAGUUGCGCUACAGCGACCUCUUACAGAGGAUAGAAACUUGCACGGACAACAUCAACGAACUGGCGACCGUGGGGUCACAAACUGAGCUUCGGGUUAUGCACAACACACAAUCGACAAAGUUGAAUGAGAUAAUCACGAGCUUACAGACCAGUGAGAAGACUAGGCAAGCACAGAUAGACGGUCUCAAUUGCGCUAUUUCGAGAUUGGAGAUUUCGAGUCGAGAUCAUGACAGGAAGCUCGACUUGAUCAUGCAGUGGCUAGAAGCUUCUGGGUUGACAAUUAACGACUUGUUGACAAAGAUUGAGACUUUUCACUCCAUUCAGACAAGUGCGCAACUUGACACAAACCAAAAGCUCUCGGCUCUGCAGUUAUCCCAAGCAUUGGCAACCUUCUCUCGGAGUCUUGAAGAUCCCAAGUCCCUAUAUAAACACCACCUAUUCCUUCGUAACCGGAGGGCCUCAGGCAGAGGAUCAACAAUAUCUACCAACGAGUUCUGGUUGUCGCCCAAGCUUGCCAAAUGGUCCUCUUGUCCACACUCUUCCCUCACUAUCGUCAGAGGUAGCUUCACGACUCGCUGGGCGAUCCAAGAUUUCGCCAUAGAUAUCAUCCAAGCAGUUACCAUGAUGAACAUACCAGCGCUUUGGGUAUUGGGUAGUGCGAACAAGGCGAGCCCCAAUGCGAUGCUGAGCCCGGCCGAUUUGGUGAGGUACCUGACUUACCAAGCCUUGCAAAUUGAGGGAACAGUAACGACAGAGAAGCAGAUGUCAUUGCGACAUUCACAACUCGAGGAAGCUAAAACUAGUCAGGAUUGGCUUGGACUCUUUAAGCUAAUCAUGCAAGACUUAGGAGGGCAGAUUUAUAUCAUCAUUGAUCUUGCAACAGUGAGCUCUGGUUUGAAAGGAUCUGGUCAAGUCAACUUGAUCUACCAACUGAACGAGAUGUUGGAAGAGCUAAGCAACAAGGGAUCACACAAGGGAUCACAAACAAAGGUCAAGAUCAUUUUACUUGUCUAUGAGUAUAAUUGGAUGAGCUUGAUUCCCAGGGAAAUUCAUGAUCGUCUUGUCCCAGUAAAGAUAUCGGGGACUAAAGGAUUGCAAGGAAGACGAAUGCGGACAGCCGUUCAUACACGAAUCCUGCCAAAACAGAGAGCAAAGGCAUAACUAAAACAGCAAUAAGAAUCUUGGAGUAAACACCUGCAGUUGAUACGGACAGAACACGUAAAAUGAGGAGAUAUGACGUGAGGCGCAACGUCAUGACUCAAAUACGAGUAUAUGAGUCAAUCAAUAUCGAUCUUCAAUUAUCAUACAAUACGAG
Messenger RNA from Fusarium redolens, 1968 nucleotides. RefSeq lists its product as uncharacterized. NCBI's taxonomy places the organism in Eukaryota, Fungi, Ascomycota, Sordariomycetes, Hypocreales, Nectriaceae. Bases 75 to 1814 code for a protein of 579 amino acids. The transcript is spliced from 4 exons. The record is from RefSeq and is a predicted model, not a curated record.